This is a messenger RNA of Brassica oleracea var. oleracea, 1212 nucleotides long. RefSeq lists its product as uncharacterized. The record is from RefSeq and is a predicted model, not a curated record. Bases 53 to 1033 code for a protein of 326 amino acids. The transcript is spliced from 10 exons. Lineage: Eukaryota; Viridiplantae; Streptophyta; Magnoliopsida; Brassicales; Brassicaceae.
ACACUAUCUCCGGCGAAUUCACUUUGCUCAACUUCUCUCUCUCUAAGCUUCAAUGGCUUUCUCAUUCUCCUUAACUUCGCCUUCACCAAGCUCGACUCUUUCCUAUUCCAACAUCCACCAAUUCCCAAACCCGUCUUCUUCAUUUCCCGUUUCGUUAUCUGUCUCGUCACCGAGCAACACCCGCCGCCAUCUUCGUCUCUCCAUCACCUCCGCGUUGAAUCCGCAGACGAAGAAAGCUUCAACGGGUAGUGGUGGGACCAACAAGAAACGGAAGAAGAAGGGGAAAAGUGUCAACCUUGAGGAGAAUUGGAAAUUGAGAGAAGCAGAUGCUGUUCUUGAGGAAGAUUAUGAUAAUGAUGAUGAUGGUUCUCUUGCGAACUCUCCUCCUACCAUACCUAAGCCACCUGCUGGGUUCGUUAUUGAUGAGACUGGUAGAGUUCUUAUGGCUUCUAAGAAGCGAAUCGCCACUGUGGUUGAUCCGACAAACAAUAGUCCUUUGGAUUGUGUAAUAAGACGAGUGUUUACGAGUAGUAAAGGAGAGGACUGUAUGCUUCUUUGCCCUGUUGAUACGCCAGUUCAGAUUUUGAAGAGCACAAACAUAGAUGGAUGGUCAGCUGUUAGUGAUGAAGAGGUUGAAUCUCUUCUUCCUGCUGCUGCUUAUGCUCUUGCAAAGAUCCAUAUGCAUCUUGUACACAGCGGAUUCUGUUACACUGCAAGGGGAGGCUUUUGCUACACUGAAGAUAAUGUCUUCGAUUUUCGCACAGAUGAUGGCCAAGAUGUUGAAGGUUUGCCAACUGAAGGGGUUGAGAUUACAUGUUUUCAUCUGGAUGGAUCACACUAUAUGGUCUACACGCCUUCAGAUCCACUUCUCUUUGUUGCUGCCAAGGAUCCGAAUGGGCUGCUGCAAAUUGCUGAUGAUGAGCUCCUAGACGAUCCAGCCGUGAUCAGCGCCAUAGACGAGGAAACAGAAUUCAAUGCAUUGGUGGAGGAAGAGGCGGCUCUUCUGGAAUCAUUGCUUGGGGAAGAAAUUUAAAAGCUUUCAUAGAAAGACAUACUUACUUAGCUUUCUUUCUUUCUUUUUAUGUUCCAUAUCAAUGCUGUUUUCCUGUUUUAUCAUUUAUAAAAAAUGUUUUUUCUAUUGCAAAUCUUUAUCUUUGGGAAUGGAAUGUUAAUUGAGUUCCGAUCAUUUGUAUGCAAAAGUAGAUGUACAGA